CCGCCUUCCUGGUUCUCUAGUGCAGGCCACUUAGGACUCUGACAGUUUUUAAGCUGAGCUGGGGCUUGGAUAUUAAGCACUCCCAAGAAGUGUGUGUUCCUUUUUUCGGCCUGUGGCAAGGCUUUGUACAGGCAGACAAGACAGACAGAGGGAAGCUCCAAAGAGGAAGGGGAUGGGGGAACCAGUACUUCCCAAGAACAUCCCACACCUGCACAACAGAGAGGACAAGCCAUCAGGAACCAACAUGGUGGAAGAGAAGUCCACAACUCCCUCAGUGGCAAAGCUGGCAGGAAAAUUCCAAGAUCAGUCAUCUCUGUCUGGAAAGGAGAUACCAGUCACUAAACCAACCCGUAGAAAACCACCAUGCUCCCUUCCUCUCCACACAAACAAGGCAGAGCUUGGCCAGAAUGGUGAGCUAAAGCCAUCUCCAAAUGCUUCACAUCCUCUAAAGGUUAAGGUAAAAAGCUCUCCCCUAAUUGAAAAGCUACAGGCCAAUCUGGCAUUUGCUCCAGCUGCCCUGCUGCCAGGAGCUUCUCCGAAAAGCCCUGGCCUAAAAGUAAUGGUUUCUCCAUUUAACAGCCCUCCAUCCACUCCUGUCAGCCCAAAGUCUCAAUCAAGUGAAGCUGAUGAGACACCAGUUAGUUUUGAUAAGCCACCAGAGGGCACUCAUCUUCAAUUUUAUAACAAGGUACGCACACGGGGAUCAAUAAAACGCAGACCACCCUCUAGAAGAUUUCGAAAGUCUCAAUCAGAAUAUGGAGAUGACCUAGAUAUAGGGGUGACAGUUUCAUCUCAGGAGAAUGGUGCUGAGGAGGAGAAUGGUGUAUUUAUGGACAAGAAAAAGGCAACAAAGUCACUCUCUCCCCCUGUGGAUGGUCUAGAUCACCAUGAGAAACAAAAAGAGAUAGGAUCUGAUGAAAAAACCCCACCAGGACUAGUGUCCAGAAGAACAGAAAGCAAAGAGACAGAAGCAGGAGCAGAAGAAACGGUGUUAUGCAAAGACAGCAAAGAAGAGAAGCCACAUCAGAAUGUUUCAGGGGAAAAUUCAUGUGAGAACAUCAAAGACGACAAAGAGAAAAAUCCAGAUCAUGACAAUGCAGAGGAUACAAAAAUGAAAUCACAGAAGAGCACUUUGAGUGAUAGGGAAGAUGGUAUUGCUUCUGACCAGGAAAUAAAAGAUAAAGGAGAGAGGGUGGCUCAAUUAAGAGAGAGUGAGGACACACAUCUGAUAUCAGACAAACAAGACACUGCAACUCCAGAGCUUGCAGGAGACACAGAAACCUGUACAAGCUCCAGAGUGUGAUAGUAGUAAAAUCAUUGGGCACACAGUAAAUGGGAAACCAAGGUUAUGGAGGGAUUCCCACUAAAGUACUUUCUUAUGAAUGAGCAAAAGCUCGUCCUUAAAGGAAAACCCCAAAGAUAUCAGCGUUAUCCUUUUCCUUUGGCAGUUUUUAGGCUAUUUACUGCAGCAAAUCUGGUCAUCUGUGAUGGAGGAUAGCCUGAUACAGACAAUUAACAUUCUAGGCUUUUCAAGCUGGUGGCACACCAAGAAGAAUGAUUGCGCAGAGAAUUAUUGUAUGUUGACUUAAGGAAUGCAACAGUUACUGGGGCUUUUUAAGCAUUUUUCAUAUAGAAAGAACUAUCAUGCAUAUUAGUUACGUUUUCUGAUUAAAGUGGACAUUUCCAAACCUCUUGUGGCUUGUCAGCUGUAAACUAUGCUGCAUGCAUAACAAUUACAUGGUCACCCACACAACCACACAAAACAAUCCCUUCUGGUUUAGUUUGUGACUAUGGAAUAAUUUGUUAUAUGUGGUAAAGGAAAAAAAUCCAUUUGCAAGAAUAACAUCUAGCAAACUCUUUUCAUCCCCUUUUCUGAAGUAUACAAAGUCAGAUCAUUGUCCAUCUAGCUCAGUAUUGUCAAUACUGACUGGUAACAGUGCUUCCCCGCAGCCCUAUUUGGAGAGAUCAAGAACUGAACCUAGGAUAUUCUAGAUGCUAACCAUAUGCACCACCACUAAGUUGCAAGCUCUCCCUGUCACAUCCAGUUCUGCAUAUAUUGGCCCCACAUUGCAAACAUCACUGGGAAGAUGGAGGCAAGGGUAGGCCAUAACAGACCUGUGUGCACACAGUGUGCUGCUCAAAUGUGUAUAUGUGCAUCUGUGAUGGAAGAGACCUUAUUCUUUCAUCUCCAUUGGUGUUUCAGUGACUGUCACAAGUAUAUGAUAGAGCAGUGCCCUUUACGUUACUAAUGACUAUAUAAUUAUCUACCAUCCUGCCCUUUAUAAGACAAACAUUUACUCAUAUAGCCCGUAUCUCCCCCACCCUAGAAAGGCUAGUCUCCCUGUAUAAGAUCUCCAUUCUUACCCUAAUAUGUUUGACUAGUUCCCAUGCCAUGGCUACAGAAAUGGAACUAGUUUAAUAGCAGAAAUAAACCUUUACUACUGUUCUUGAAUGGUGGGGGGAAUUAUCUGUAUAGAGCCAAUAUGCGAUCAAUAAUCAUGCAUGGAUAUGACCAUCUCUUAUCUGCUGUUGGACCUAAAGUUGUAUAGCUACAAUAUGGUAUUUUGAAAUAAGAAUAAUUUAUUUUAUGAUUAUUCAAAUUUGCUAAGAACUUAAAAAUUAGUAAUGUUUCUGCCUCAAGAAGCUGACUUAUGAAAAGCCAAGCAGCAUUGGCUGUGGAAACCCAGCCAGAUGGGCAGGGUAUAAAUAAUAAAAUUAUUAUUAUUUAUUAUUAUUAUAUUACGUCCUAACUUGGCAGGAAAUCACUGUACUGCUACCAGCUGUAACUAAGUAGGAAUAUGUGAGCAAUAAGGUUCCCAAACAAUGAAUUCCAGAUGGUCUUCAGGCAGAAAGCAUCCUUACUAAAUGAACUGGAUCAUCUUGUGGUUUUGGCUUUUUGUAUAGGUCCUGGAAGGCACUUGCCAUAAAUACUAAGCCAGUUAUUGAGUGGAUUCUCCAUGAAAACAAUGUUUACGCUGCUAAAGCCCCAAUGUUCUGAUGGUGUGUGAUGCCAAAGUCUCUAAGGAUAACAUACCUUGUAGGUCAGGACUGGGGAACCUGUGGCCUUCCAGAUAUUGCUUGACUACAAUUCCUAUCCCUGACCACUAGCCAUGCUUGACAGAGCUGAUGCAAAUUGGAAUCCGACAUCAGGAGAACUACAGGUUCCCAAAGUCCUGGCAAUUCUCCACCUUGUCCAAUGGAUUGGCUGGCGGUGAACAUGAGAUUGCUUUUCGUCGCUUUCAAAAGGCCUGUCCUGGUAGAAGCUUCACACCUUACAGGUUCUGAACUUUAGCAGUAAGAUAGAAGUGCAAGAAGCAGUAUGCAUUUCAAAAAGGUAUCAAACUGCAUGGGAUUUGUAUAUGACAUAAGUACAGCUUUGUUGAUCAGAACACAGGUGCAUCUCUACCAUUGUUUUCCAUAAUGGCUAACUAGAUGCUCUGUGACUUUCAAGCAAGGCAAAUUGAAGAUAAUCAUCUCUUAUUUGUCCCAAGAAUCUGGAAAUCAAAACUUUACUGAUUCAGGACAUAGAAGUUCUUUGUUUUAGUUGUUAUGGAUAAUGGUAAUUGAUAAACCUAUAUUACAUUAGUUUGCCUGAUCCUUUUAAAGCAGUCUAUUCUAAUGGCCAACACAGCAUUCAGCAGCUGUGAAUUAUGUACCGGUAUAUUCACUAUGAAUUGUGCAAAAGGUGUUGUAUUUCAGACAGAUGAUAUAUUUAUGUACAUUCUUUCCUUUAUUUUUAAAAAUCAAAGAAUGCAACCCA
Molecule: messenger RNA, 3760 nt
Organism: Podarcis muralis (Common wall lizard)
Lineage: Eukaryota; Metazoa; Chordata; Lepidosauria; Squamata; Lacertidae
Gene: RCSD1
Product: RCSD domain containing 1
Biological process (GO): skeletal muscle contraction; protein localization to endosome; retrograde transport, endosome to Golgi
Cellular component (GO): WASH complex; early endosome
Molecular function (GO): retromer complex binding; actin filament binding; phosphatidylinositol phosphate binding
Source: RefSeq, a predicted model, not a curated record